Drepanopeziza brunnea f. sp. 'multigermtubi' MB_m1 is the source of this 627-nucleotide messenger RNA. RefSeq lists its product as uncharacterized. Lineage: Eukaryota; Fungi; Ascomycota; Leotiomycetes; Helotiales; Drepanopezizaceae. The record is from RefSeq and is a predicted model, not a curated record.
AUGGGGCUUUCGCAAAGAAGUCCCGCCGCUUCAAGUGGUCGCUUGACCCUGCCAUCAUCGGCUGGGGCAGGCAGCGCUGCAUUCCCUUUCAACUCCUACGACGACAACAACACCACCUCUGCCGAUUUGUCUUCGCUCGUUCAUACUUCAGACGUCUCCUACUAUAUCGCACUGAUAUACUACACUUUCAUCAAUGACGCACUGCGUCGGCACAGCCACCGACAGCCCGCUUUAGGCCAAGCGCUCUCAAGCCAUCGCACAGGGCUUGAUGUUGAUAUCAGCACUCACGAGUCUCUCAUCGAGUCUCAUUCCACCGAUGCUUCCCAGCAGGCGUCAUUCGGACUGGCGCCGGGAGCUGUCGUCUGUGUGAAGACCGAGUAUGGUUUCGACGAUCAUCGACAUGCGGAAGAAGGCCAGAAAGGCUCUAAAUUCUGGAAUCCAGGAGAAGACCACUACCCGCGUGCCGCACGGAGGAACCCGACGAAAUGGGCACAAGAGCUUGCAGGAAUUGGAGCGCAGUUCGACGGUUGCCUAAACAUAAGCCGCCGUCGUGACCAUACCAGGGUCCCGGAGAGAGAGACCUGGGUGGUGAUUCAAAAACGCAGCGAAGGGGACUCCAGAUGGUGA